UGAAACAAUAGAAGAAGAUAAUCGGACAGAUGAAGAACUUGUUGGAGAGAUUAUCCAUCGAUUGAAAUGUAAGAAAUACAAUGAAGUAUAUAGUCUGAUAAUUGCUACAACCGAUCAUGUUCUUAAGAAUAUUUAUCGGGAACUGUUUCGAGCAGUUUUUGAGGAAUAUGACGAAGAUUUCAGUGAAACGGGUAUUUCCGAUCCCAUUCUGGAAAGUGCUUUAAUAUUGUUGAAAUCAUAUGGAAAUACUAAAGACAAGCUAUGUGUUCUUCUUGAAUGCUCUGAUCGAGCCAAUUCAUGGAAGGCAUUUAUGAUGCUUGGAAGUUUUAUGGAAGAAAUAAUGCCGGAGAUGGAGGAUUUCAGCGAGCAUUUCGUCUACGACAUUGUAAAACUUUAUAUCCCGUCAUGGAUUGAACGAUUCGAAAAAAGUGUUGCGUUAAAUUAUUCAAACGAUCAGUUAAACAGGGGAUAUUUUUCGAAUCUAGAAGCCGAUUAUUUGGAUCAAAACUACGAUCCAGCAUUGCCAGAUGCAAUUUCUGACCUUUUUUCAGCAGCUAUUUUUAUGUUUUUACGAAUUUUUACUUUAUCGACGAGCACAAACUAUAAAUUACUGGAUGAAUUGUUCAAUAAAGUGUUAGCAUGCACGCAUAUUCAAAGUCAUUAUUUGGAGGUAUUUAUUAUGAAAUUAGAUGAAAUUUAUAAAUUUUCCAAUGAACGAUUACCAUUCAAUACGCUUGUUUUGGUCAAUUCUUUAAAAUCAAGAUAUUAUUCACUUCCUCAAGUAUAUGCACCUGAAUAUUAUCUUAAACUUGCUAUUCGUCCACUUCGUCACUCACUUCAUGUUUCAACUUCAAAUAUGUUCAACAUUGGUUAUGUAGUAUUAGUAUUACGAAAUUGUUUGGUUUCUAUCAAGAAUGAGUCAAUAGGACGAAAUCAAUGCACGAUUUUCGUAGAAUUUCUUGCUGAUUUUUUAAUAUGCUGUGAGGAAUGCACAUUAUGCGAAGUGCGAGUGGUGUGCAUGGAUACUUUCAAAAUGUUCUUAUCGAAAUUUGAACCGGUAGCUCAAUUACUUAUUAUCCGAAAAUUGUUCAGCAUGAUUCGAGAAGGAGAAAUACAGAAGAAAAAUUUUCACAAAAUCAAUGUUGAUGAUGAAAAAUCAUUAAAAUUCGAGCCACAUUUCUUUGCAUGGAUUGUCGAUUUAUUUCGCUCUAAGCUUAAUUACGAGGUGUUUCGUAAAGAACUUGAUUUUUUCUGGGGUGAUAUAAUGACUAUACGUUAUUCAUGUCUCAGCGAUGGAUUACAGUACUAUUUAUCCACCUUCAUAUUUGCUCAGGAACAGGCGCUGCGUAGGAUAAAUCCGGAAUUAAUGCUCAAUAUUUAUAAGCGCUAUCUUCAGCCCUUACAGUUGCAAAUAUCAGACUGGACAGAGUUGGUGAGAGCUGAUGAACGACAGAAAAAUCGUAGACGUUUUAAAGUGCCAGUCAAUCAACAGGCUCUUGAUAUGGAAGGGUUAGAAAGAGAAGCCAUUCGACAGCAGGAUAGACAAGCACUACCGCUGCUUCACUUUCAAUAUUCAGAAACUUUAAACUAUGUUGCAACUUUUCUAAGUAGCGUAAAUAUGCUAUAA
Molecule: messenger RNA, 1627 nt
Organism: Acanthocheilonema viteae
Lineage: Eukaryota; Metazoa; Nematoda; Chromadorea; Rhabditida; Onchocercidae
Source: the annotation of a GenBank genome assembly